Molecule: messenger RNA, 2591 nt
Organism: Protopterus annectens (West African lungfish)
Lineage: Eukaryota; Metazoa; Chordata; Ceratodontiformes; Protopteridae
Product: flap endonuclease 1-like
Exons: 11
Coding region: 143-1252 (369 amino acids)
Cellular component (GO): nucleus
Molecular function (GO): RNA-DNA hybrid ribonuclease activity; DNA binding; 5'-3' exonuclease activity
Source: RefSeq, a predicted model, not a curated record
CUGACAGGAACCACAUCUCCGUAUACAAACUGAUACUUUCUGCAAAGGCCCUCCUUCUGGUUUAACACUUGUUUGGCUGCGCUAUUUAUCUGAAAACAAAUAUCACUUAUUUAAGCAGUCCCUAACCCACCCACAUCCUACAAUGGGUAUCCAGAGGUUAGCAGAUCUAAUCCGGGAUGAGGCUCCCACUGCAGUUAGUUACCGAUCUGUGCAGAGCUACAGUGGCUGUAUAAUUGCACUUGAUGCUUCCAUCUCAAUGUAUCAACUCCGCACAGGGGCACCAGAGAUCCGCAAUCGCAAUGGGGAAAACAUCAGUGACAUAAUGGGAUUCUUUUACCGAACAGUACACCUGCUUGAAAAUAAAAUCAAACCAGUAUAUGUCUUUGAUGGGCGACCACCUGAGAUGAAAUUACAACUGCUGGACAGAAGAGCUGAAGCUGCUGGUAAUUUAAGGAAGACAGACAAAGGUGAUAUAAAUCCUGAAAAAAGAUUGAGCAGCCGUUACACAGAGAACUGCCAGAAGAUCCUUCAGCUGCUUGGGGUGCCAUAUAUUGAGGCCAAAAGUGAAGCUGAGGCCACAUGUGCAGCCCUGGUAAAAUGUGGAAAGGCAAGCUAUGCUGCAACGGAGGAUAUGGACGCAUUGCCAUUUGGGUGCAGUUCAUUGCUGAGAAACCUGCGAGCUGAGAAAAACGGUGUAGUAAAGGAAUAUUCUCUGCCAGAGGUCCUAAAGCAGCUCAAUUUAACUCAUAAGCAGUUUGUGGACGUUUGCAUCCUGCUGGGAUGUGAUUACUGUGGAAAAAUUCAUGGUCUGGGACCUAAGCGAGUACUGAAACUAAUGCAGGAGCACAAGAGCAUUGAAGAAAUCGAGAAGCACAUUGAUCAGAAGGUUCACCCUCUUCCGCACAACUGGCAGUACCAUGAAGCACGGCAAUUGUUCCAUAAUCCCAGUGUGACCAUUAUAAAUGAUCACGAAUUACAGUGGACAGAGCCAGAUGAAGAAGGGCUAGUCAAGUUUCUCUCAUAUGAGAAAUAUGUUAAGGAGGGUCGAGUGCGAAGUCGACUUGAGAAGCUGAGAAAGGCUUUGCAGCCUGCUGAGCUAGCCACGCCAACAGGUGCAGGCAUAAAAAGGCAGGCUCGCAUGGAUGACUUUUUCCCUGUCAAGAAGGCAGCAGCAACAGCUGAAACAGAGGUUGAGAAAGAAGCAAGUGGAAACAGCAACAAGAAAGGGAAAAGGAAAAAGAGACAGAAGUAGCUAUGAUGACUGUGGUAGACAUUUCCCAAAGUUAGUAAUUUCCUGCUGGAAGUCAGAAGGGAAGCAGGAAUGCCUCAUCCUGUGGUGCUGAAAACCUAUCUUAUCGAGUAGGGGUGAAUGUGGGUUCCAGUCUGUCAGAGUUAUGUUCUUGGAAUAAUGAAUCAUGCAUUCUAGUCUGUUGCUUGAUUAAGAUGUCAGAUUGCAGCCGUGUGUGUUGAACUUGUAAGGUUACUCUUAACUUCAGCUGCACAUUGUAGCUGCUUAUCCCUUUAAAGUUUGCAUCUGUAACAACUGUAAGAUACCCCUUUCAGUGUGUAGAUUUCAACCUCAUUUUGUCCUGAUGUACGAAACAAUGAGCCUAGGAAAUUCCAUUCUGAAACUGUUGGACAUCACUCCUCAGCAAACUCUGUACUGCAUUGUAAUUGUAUAUGUUUAUUCAUGUAUUGGAAUGUUUGAUUUUUCAUAAAGUUGAACAGCUAUUUUUUUAAACAUUACACAAUGCAGUUUUGCAAUCAUUCCUGUAACCAUCUCUUUUUUUAAUUAGGAAUUUUAAAUUUGGAGAGAGGUUUUUUUUAGUCUGUCAUUAUCAUGUGUGUUUAGUAAAAGGGAGUAUUUGGAGCAAAUCCUUUCAAAACAAAAUCUGCUAAAAGCAACUACAUACUUAUUGAAAAGUUCUUCGUAAGUAGCAUUGCCGUGUCACUUUAGUGGCAUAUUUUUAAUGGAUGCACUAUCUGCACAAUGCUUGAUAUUUCACCUCUGGAAAUUUUUAUCAUUUAACUUAAAACACAGAUACCACUUCCACGUUGUGGAAGAUACGUUUGUAUUGCUUCUUGCCUUGGUGCCCAUAUUGGGCCAGUGCAUUUUGUAGAACUCCCUUCCAGACCUCUAGACACUUUAUGGAUGGUGUUAUUAAAGGAAGCAGAAAUCUCUGAUGGAAGUAUAAUUACUGACACUCAUUGGUCAUACUGACCUGGGUACUAGAUGCUGCUACCUACUGGAAGAACAAAAAGUCUGAGAACAGUCGGCUAGAACUUGUCUUUCAAAUGCAGUUUUGCUUGCCAUUAAUACAGUGCAAUCCUAAUAUAAAUAUUUUAAUUUCAUGAUAAGUGACAUGUGUGGCUUAUACUUAAGGGGUAUGAAUAGCUGCUUAUUAUACAAAAAACAUGCAUUGGAUUAGAAGGGAUCUCAUUGAUAGCAGUGCAGGAUUAUGUUUCUUGUAUAUGCAGAAGUGUGUAUACUCCAUGCUGACUAAUGUGUCCCAUCGCAUUUAUAUCACGUUAUCGAAAGAUGAAAAUAGCAAAUGCUAUUUCAUUGGCCCCAAAACAUCUAAACAUGAAAA